This is a messenger RNA of Armigeres subalbatus, 2208 nucleotides long. It is a transcript of the gene Ent1, whose product is annotated as equilibrative nucleoside transporter 1. Gene Ontology annotation, biological process: nucleoside transmembrane transport. The coding region runs from base 447 to 1895 and encodes 482 amino acids. Gene Ontology annotation, cellular component: plasma membrane. NCBI's taxonomy places the organism in Eukaryota, Metazoa, Arthropoda, Insecta, Diptera, Culicidae. The transcript has 4 exons. Gene Ontology annotation, molecular function: nucleoside transmembrane transporter activity. The record is from RefSeq and is a predicted model, not a curated record.
UGUGAUUCAGAGCUUUCCGAGCCUUUGUAGUCGGGAGUCGGGAGUGUUUUCUGUUUUCUCCUUCAGUAGUGUUUUGCACUGCAUUCGUGAUGCACUUUUACUCGUUCGGCAGUGCAUCAUAAUCCUUGUGCAUAGCUUAAUUACAUUGUGCUCAACGUACGGGAAGAAAUCGCAAUAGUUUAUCAGUUCGCAAGUGCGUUGUAGACGCGUCCGCCCAUCGAUCCGUCAGCCUGCAUCGUCAACUUGACCUAGAGAAAGCGAGUCACGAUAUUUUGAUUACCAGCAGUUUCGGUUUUGCUUAUCAGUGGAAGAUGUAUUUUGUCGCUUAGAAGAGUGUUUUUAUUAGGGGCAUUGCUUUGUGUUCCAUCCCUCAAGCGCAUUGGAAGUCGUGGCGAGAUAGUUUGCGGCUGUGGGUGCGUUUCAGAUCUAAGGGCAAGAAUAGCGGAAUGGAUUACGCAACGAGUGUAACCCGCAGGCCUCUGCUCCAGGAUGAGGAGGAUGACAGCGAAGCUACCUUUUUGGACGAUGGCCACUAUGCGGGAUCGAUCAAUGCUGGGUCGGUGAAUAACAUUCCAACAACGACGACCGUGGGAACCCGAAGUGGGACACGAAACCAUCGCCAGGACGAUGGUAGCCUUAGGGUGGCCCCGGUGGACAAAUACAAUUUUACCUAUGCAGUAUUCUAUCUACUUGGCAUGACUACGCUACUGCCAUGGAAUUUUUUCGUCACUGCUGAGGAGUACUGGCAUUUCAAAUUUCGAAACAUAUCCAGCAACGAUACCAGCGCGCUCACCCCGCGUCAACUGGAGUUCCAGUCUGAUCUCAGCAUAGCUGCGUCCGUGCCGAGCACGUUAUUCCUCCUACUAAAUGCAUGCUUUGGACACUAUAUUUCGCUACGAUUGCGAAUGGCCGGAUCGUUAGUAAUGAUGUUCCUAAUAUUCAUUGGAACAACUGCUCUGGCGCAAGUCGACACCGAUCAGUGGCAGGAUGCUUUCUUUCUCAUAACCCUCACAUCGGUCGUUGUUGUCAAUGCUUUUUCAGCCAUCAUGUCUGGCAGCCUGUUUGGAAUUGCCGGGCAAUUCUCGUCAGACUACAUGUCAGCCGUGGUGAGCGGACAAGCACUAGGAGGAAUCUUUUCGGCAUUAGCCGAAAUCAUUGCCCUGACGUUUGGAGCCGCCCCCACCGUGACUGCCUUUGUGUUCUUCAUUGUGGGAACCCUGGUGCUACUGUGCUCUCUAGUUUUGUACGUGGUGAUGUCCAAAACACUUUUCUUCAAGUACUACACAUCGCCUCGUACAUUAAUGAAAAGUUCACUCGAUGUAGACGAAUUGACUCGUGAGCUACUACCACGGCAGGACCCUACAUUCCUCGGCGUACUGCGCAAGAUUUGGUUGUUUGGAUUCUCCGAGUGGCUAGUGUUUGUAACCACGCUCUCGAUCUACCCUGCUGUUACUAUUUUGGUGGGAUCGCAAUCACAGAGUCAUCCGUGGAAAGAUGUAUACUUCUUGCCUGUAGUAAACUAUCUCCUGUUCAAUACGGGAGACUACCUCGGAAGGGUAUGCGCCGGUUCAUUUGAAUGGCUUUCAGGCAGUCCAUUCUUGCUGAGCAUCGCUACCAUCAGUCGUAUUGCAUUCGUGCCUAUGAUGCUGCUGUGUAACAUACGACCGCAUCACAGUUUCCCAGUGAUGAUUCACUCGGACUACAUCUUCAUAGCGCUGAUGGCAGGAUUUGCGCUAUCGAACGGAUACAUUGCCAAUAUUGCCCUAAUAGGAGCACCGAAAGCAGUGGAUCAGCCAGAGAAGGAGAUGGCUUCCUCUAUGAUGGCUGCCUUUCUGGGAGUGGGCCUAGCAUGUGGUUCCACAAUCAGUUUUAUGAUAAUCGAAAUGAUCAAGUGAGCUAUUACCCUUUAUCAAAAUCGAAAGGGUGACCGAAUUUAUGGUGAGUCCACAAACUGACAGAUCUGCGAUAUUCCAGUUAAGAUUUAUUGUUGAGAAAAUAUAGAAGAAAAACUUUAAUUUUAGAAUGCGUAGGUAUUCGAAUGUGGCUGAUAUCGUAAACUUAGCAGGGCGGGUUUAUGUUUUUAAUACUAAGAUAACCAUAUUUAUAAAAGCGUAUUCAAUCAAAGGACCCUAUCCACGUAAACUGAAGUAUAUGCAGCGGAAUAUAUAUUAGCAAUUUCGUAUUGUAAUUGUAUGUUCAUCAAGAUAA